AUGUCUGAUACGGUUGAGACUAGUUUCAAAUCGUCUUUGCCACCCCGUAAGCGGGCAAAGACCCAGGAGGAGAAAGAACAACGUCGGGUUGAGAGAAUACUAAGGAAUCGAAGAGCCGCCCACGCCUCCAGAGAGAAAAAAAGAAAGCACGUGGAGUACUUGGAGUCGUAUGUGUUGGCUCUCGAGAAGAACACUCAAAUAUUGGCGGCGAAUCUUCACAAGGUCAGCGAACUUGUACCUAAAGACAAGUUGGCUGCUUUGGGUUUGUCUCAGCCUGACGAUAUCUCUGAGUUAAAGGAGAAAAUUCAUGAGAACUUGACCUGCAAUAAUUUUUCGGUGAAGAGUGAAGAAGGAAGAAUGCAUGAUCCACAGUCUAAGAGUCUGGAGACUGAUGAUUCUGAAACGAAUUUCUCUACUGGCGACAUUACAAAUUCCAUCGCCUCUUCUGCGUCCAUCGCAAAUCCUGUGAAGUUGGAGGACACUGAAUCCGACUUGUUGAUUAAUCUGUCAGGGGGAUAUUUCAACUACAUGAGCCCGGUUUCGAUCAGUUCAUCAGUUAACUCUCCUCUUGAUUUGAGGCUCAAAAAGUCUGAUCCUAAUGAUACUCCGACAAAAAUCUCGUCAGGGGCGUCAUCUCCCUUUUCAAACUCCACACCAAAUACUCCAGAAAUGUCCGCUUUGAACUCGGAUGGAAUCAUUCUCGGAACAGCUACCCCAGGGGUCGAUAUUAUGGCGCAAAGUUCAGAAGUAAUUUUGCAUCCUAGGUUGUUGAUGGUGUAA
This is a messenger RNA of Clavispora lusitaniae ATCC 42720, 780 nucleotides long. It is a transcript of the gene HAC1, whose product is annotated as transcription factor. Gene Ontology annotation, molecular function: DNA-binding transcription factor activity, RNA polymerase II-specific. Gene Ontology annotation, biological process: positive regulation of transcription by RNA polymerase II. Lineage: Eukaryota; Fungi; Ascomycota; Pichiomycetes; Serinales; Metschnikowiaceae. The record is from RefSeq and is a predicted model, not a curated record.